UGCUUGGAGGAACACGACCACUGUUUGAGCCGCGACAGCUCUGCCCUACCAGAUAGAGUCCUGGAUCUGGGAACCCCAUGCGACCCUCAUCUAAAACUGCUGGAGACACAGAAUGAACCAGCGGAAUACGUUUCUUUGAGCUAUUGCUGGGGCACUUUGCCCAACUUCGUGACGCUGACUAGUAAUAUCGAAGAAUUCAAAGCUGGUAUUGACGAGACGACCCUGCCUGCGACACUCAAGGACACAGUGGCAGUGACCCGAGCUUUGGGGAUUCGCUACCUAUGGAUCGAUGCGAUAUGCAUCAUUCAACGUGACGCAGAGGAUUGGAACAAGCAGAGCGUGAAGAUGGCCAGUGUCUAUGGCAAUGCAUACCUGACCCUCAUCAUCUCCCAGGCGGAGGGCGUACACGACGGAUUUCUUCACAAAAGGGACAAUACUACACUAGCAGUAGGCACUACCCAGAAGAAAGGACAAGAUACAGAAGUGUACCUACUCCCCAGAGUGGCCACCGCCGACGAGAUACUCCAGGACCUGUCGCUUACACCUGUCGGAGACAGAGGGUGGUGCGUACAAGAACGUCUGAUCGCGCCUCGAAAGGUCUACUUCCACCGCGACCAAAUGAUUUGGGAAUGCAAAGAACGCUUCUAUUGCGAG
Pseudomassariella vexata is the source of this 654-nucleotide messenger RNA. Its product is annotated as heterokaryon incompatibility protein-domain-containing protein. NCBI's taxonomy places the organism in Eukaryota, Fungi, Ascomycota, Sordariomycetes, Amphisphaeriales, Pseudomassariaceae. The record is from RefSeq and is a predicted model, not a curated record. The transcript has a single exon. The annotation marks the transcript as partial.